This is a messenger RNA of Paraphaeosphaeria sporulosa, 966 nucleotides long. RefSeq lists its product as uncharacterized. NCBI's taxonomy places the organism in Eukaryota, Fungi, Ascomycota, Dothideomycetes, Pleosporales, Didymosphaeriaceae. The transcript has a single exon. The record is from RefSeq and is a predicted model, not a curated record. Bases 222 to 860 code for a protein of 212 amino acids.
GCUCCUCGCAAUCAUCUCACUUGGUUUCGAAUCCACAUAUAAAUGCCUAGUAAGGAAAUGUGGUGUACGAUGCUCCUUCAUCGGCAUCCACCGCUUCUUCCUUCCUUUCGCAACUUUCCAUUCUUUUGGCUGGUCCAUCCAUUCAUUUGCACCUUGCAAUUCUUCUGAAUAUACUUACUUUUAUAUACCCUUUUUCGAUUUGAUUGUUGAAGACAAGCACAAUGAAGUUCUCCAUCCUUCUCAUGAUCGCGGCGACGGCUUCGGCGGCAGUCGUUGCGCCCAGGCAUCACAAAGGACGAAAAGGCGGGAAUGCCGCAGCCCAGCAGGGUCAGGCAGCGCAGACUGGGAACGGAGCCACGCAGAAUGCACAGACGGGCGGUCAGGCGACUUCUGGCGGGAACAACAACCAAGCCGCAACAGGCGGCGGUGCCCUUGCGAGGGGCGCAACCACCAUCGUCUUGAAGGAGACGCAAGGAGUCCCGGGCAACGAAUGUAUCACCUUCCGCAACAAUGGUGAAAUGGUCGAUGCCGCCUGCGUCAACACCGCAGCUGAUCGCCAACUUCAAGCCUCCACCGUUAACGGCCAGCCUGUGCUCGCAGUGCAGCGAUCUUUCACCGCAGGCUUCCGUCCGGACCUUGUCGGCGUAGAUGCAUGCGUUGGAAACAACGGCACGACGUUCCUCGCGCUGCCCUGCAAUAGUGCCAGCCUGGAUCCCGUUACUUUCUCGAACAACAACUUGGUUGCUGCCAGUGGGGCGUGCCAGAGCGGCCAUGAUGGUGCUGCACAGAUAACAGUGGACCAGUCGGGUCAGAAUUGCGCUGAGUUGACGAGCACCGAGACGGCGGCUACUCCUCCUUAGAAGAGAAUUGGAAAGGAAGUAUUGGGAUCAGAUCGGUGGGCGCUCGAUGUAAGAUUGCGUCACAUAUAUUGCGCUUGCUAGCAUAAGAUUAAAACCAAGCUCUGCU